UUCGAGCACAAUGAUUGUGUGAAAACAAAACACGAGAGGUCUCUGGUGAAUUACAGCUUUUCUGCAGAGCGAAUCGCCGGCUCUGCUGUCCAUCGCGGACGGCGAGGAGAGGCUGACCAGCUGCCUGCGGCUCCCCGGGGUGGGACCCCAGCCCCUUUCGCAGCUCCCCGUUCUCCGGCCCCGCCUCUCCCCGGGCCGUCACGGGCCUGGCGCAGGCGCGGCUCGACCAUGGCGGCGGCCGUGGAGCGGCGCCUCGCCCAGUUCCGCGCCGCCCGUAGUAGCUCUGCCACCGCUCCGCGCCCCGCCGAGCCGCCGGGAAAGGCCGUGGCUCCGGAGGCCACCGAAGGACCGCGGGCAGCCGCGGAGAGCCCGGGGGGCGGCGCUCAGGUCCGGCCCGGCGCUGCGGCGGCUCCGGUUUGGGCGCGCCCGCUGCUGCUGAAGGUGCUGCUGUGGGCCGUGCUGCUGGCGCUGUUCGCGGAGCUGGAGCUCGGGCUGCCCUACUUCGUCCUCUCCCUGCUCUACUGGAUGUACGCCGGCACCCGCGGCCCCGCCGAGCGGCGGCCCGGCGAGCUCAGCGCCUACUCCGUCUUCAACCCCGGCUGCGCCGCCAUCGCCGGGACGCUGACGGCCGAGCAGCUGGAGCGGGAGCUGCACUACCGGCCCGCCGCGGGCACGUAGCGCCGGGCCCGGCGGGGACUGCGCUGUGCUGGGCCGGCCCCGCUGCCGCCGCCCCGAGGAAGGGCCGGGGCUUGGGGGAAUGAAAGGGGGUUUGUUCCUGUGCAAAAAACCACCUAAGCCUUACUGCUGGCCCCGUGUCCCACGGCGCCGGCCGGUACCGAAUAAAGCCGUAGCAAAGCCUG
This is a messenger RNA of Vidua chalybeata, 860 nucleotides long. It is a transcript of the gene SAYSD1, whose product is annotated as SAYSVFN motif domain containing 1. The record is from RefSeq and is a predicted model, not a curated record. The coding region runs from base 229 to 678 and encodes 149 amino acids. The transcript has 2 exons. NCBI's taxonomy places the organism in Eukaryota, Metazoa, Chordata, Aves, Passeriformes, Viduidae.